Diatraea saccharalis (sugarcane borer) is the source of this 1773-nucleotide messenger RNA. The record is from the annotation of a GenBank genome assembly. NCBI's taxonomy places the organism in Eukaryota, Metazoa, Arthropoda, Insecta, Lepidoptera, Crambidae.
AUGCAAGUUAACAUCGAACAUGAUUUAAAUUUGUUUAUACUGAAGGAACCUGAUACAAAUAAAUUAGCAGAAGCUGCAGCAAAAAUUGCAUUUCAUAAUUUCCAAUGGCGCUAUAUAACAUUGGUGGUAUUUAAUGCAACCUUAUUUGGUGGCGUAGAAAGAUUCCUCACGUUGUAUGAUAAAAGCUAUAUAGUCGGAAAAGGUUUAUUUUAUACUCCUUAUGCACAAACUACCCGACAAUAUGUUAUGUUUGGUACAGAUAUGGAAAACAUAGCGCAAAUGCUGGAUUGGAUGUCAUUACAUUUUUUUGAUAACACUGGAAAGUUUAUUGUGAUUUGUCAAUCGAAAGUAUCCAGAAAGUGCGAUGUGACGGAAGCUCUUGAAAUAUUUUGGAUGCACAAAAUGACGAGUAUUAUAUUCCUCAAGUUUGAAGAUUCUAAAGUAGUCGGUUAUACGUCUCAAUAUAUAAAUGAAAAUUGUACUUUCGGAAAACCCAAGAAGGUAAUUUGUCCGGAAACAAGUGAGCAACCUUGCUUCGCUAAGUUUCCAGAAAAGUUCAAAAAUUUACAGUAUUGCCCUUUAGUAGUUUCUACGUUUAUACAACUGCCAUUUAUGUAUAUAAAAAAUGGAGUACCGAGAGGUACUGACGGUGAUUUCGUGCAAUUGAUUGCUGAACGCUUGAACGCUACUUUAAUAAUGAUGACACCACGUCAUGGCAAUGGUUGGGGUCGCCUCGAGGACAAUGGUAGUUGGUCAGGCUCACUUGGUGAUCUCCUUGACGAUACCGCACACGUCUCGAUGACAUCAGCCUCAAUAACGCUCUCCAGAUUUUCCCAUUUUCAGAUGUCGGUAAGCUACUAUCGCUCACAGAUUGCAUAUUUCAUGCACAUUGCACCGAUGAAACCUUCAUCGCUGAAACUGUUACAUCCUUUUCAAGUACCAUCGCAAAUUGUAAUUGCGGUCACGUUUAUUCUUCUUAUAUUAUUUAUAUGGUUGGCAAAUUCGAAAUAUUUUAACAAGAAUGGCUUAUCUCACCGCACCUCUUCAACACAGGAUGUUAUUUUCUACCUAUGGAUGACUUAUUUGGGAUUACCUAUAACUAAGUUGCCAAAGAAACGAGCAUUCGUAAUUUUAACAUUAUCGUGGAUAUGGUAUUGUUACUUAAUCAGAACGCUAUAUCAGGCUUACCUAAUCAGCUCUUUACAAGGUAAUUUUUAUUACGACGAUAUAAAUUCAUUGGAAGACGCCUAUAAUGCUAAUUAUUCAUUUGGAGGUGGUGGCGCAUUAAGGGACUAUUACAUUGAUGAUCCGUUAAUAUAUGACAAUUGGGUGGUGUUAGAAACUGAUGAGAUAAUACCAACAUUAUUUGAAAUAGCGAAAGGUAAGCGGUUCGUACUGGCCAUGAACACGGAGACCGCGAAAAUUUUAAUAAAGGAACAUAAGUUAUUACUUCACGUACUUUCUGAAAGGUUGAUAACUUCUCCAUCAGUUCUGUUUUACAAAAAAUUUUCACCAUUGGCUAAGGCUACUGACAUAGUUUUGCAGCGACUUGUGGAAACAGGAUUCGCAAAAAAAUGCUAUAAGGAUAAUGCCGAACCUAUUUCUAUCAAAAGAGACGAUAAUAAGAAUGAACCCAUAAAAUUAGAACAUUAUACUGGAUGUUAUGUCAUUUUAAUAGCGGCAUGGUUAACUUCUGUUUUAGCAUUUUUCAUUGAAAUAUGCUACAAGGAUAUACAAGAUAAGAUUUUGCAUCAGCAGAAAAGUAUCAAUUAG